CGUAACUACUUUGAUUCAGUGAAUAAAUCAUAUGAGGUGGUCACGAGAUUUUCUAUAGAUACAAGCAUUAUGCUUGGAGUGUAAUUUAAUGGAGUUUCUUGAUUUCGUGAGAGAAUAUUAUAUAGCAUAGAUGUGCGUGGGGAAUAAGCCUUCUUCUCUGGCCACCGUGGAUUUACAGCUGGCCUUACAUCGAAGGCCAACGAACUGUGCCGAAUGACGAAUGUUACAUCCAGUUCAUCGAAACGAACCAUUACAUCACUUUCGGUACAGCGAUCGCUGCCUUCUAUGUUCCAGUCUCUGUCAUGUGCUCCCUUUAUUGGCGGAUAUGGAGGGAGACGGAAAAGCGACAGAAAGAUCUUCCCAACCUUCAAGCCGGAAAGAAGGAUAGUAGUAAGAGGAGUAACUCUAGUGUAUUCGUGUGCAGUGACGAGGCCAACAACGCCUGCUCGGUGGCCGAUCCUGAGGUCGACUGGAGGAGGCCGAGGUCGGAGUCUUCCACUGGGGCUGAUACGGACUCCGUCUACAUGCACGGAUCGGUCUGCGUCGAUCAUUAUCGGAGGAAGCGGCCAAUAAUCCUAAUGUCCGACCGGAUGAACCACCGUCGAAGCUUCGGGGGUCCCCUUGGAGGCCUGUGGCGCAUCCAGGCAUGGUGUGUGGCGUGGUGGCACUCGGGUCGGGAGGAUGCUUCGGACACGGAAGAGGAGAGUCCCAGCGAACAGGGACAUGGGUGCGUAACGCCCGUUUCCUUAGAUACGCCUUUGCAGAGCACUGUCAGUAGGUGCACAUCGAUGAACGUAAUCAGGGAUUCGUAUAUUUCAACUGGUGUCAGUGGUGGCGCAAUUCCCCACCACAUGCAGUCUUCCCCUCAACGAAUGGCCGCCCGCGAUACCAGGAGCCUGCCUGCAGCCACACGAAUGCAGACGGGUGUGGGAGCCCCUACGACUGUGGCGACCCCUGGGGGCCGGUCGAUGAGUAGCGACAGCGUUUACACAAUCCUCAUUAGGCUACCUGCGCCCCAGAUUGAAACGGGGGGAAGCAAUACUACGUCUGCUGGAGGGCAGACGGAAGGAGCGUCGAUUAAGAUGAUCCCAGAGAUAACAAGAAACCACGUAGAUGGCACCACCGAUUAUACAAUGCUCCAAAAUCAAACAAACUAUCACCUAAAUAGGAGACCGUCAGCAAUGCCCGACAUUCGAAUUCCGCUGAAUGCUAAGAUUAUUCCGAAGCAACUGGCUGGCGGAGGCAAACAGCACAUCAGCGCUAAUGCUUCGUCUGCAUCUAAUAUCGCAGCUGUCAAAAAUCCAGUUAAG
Molecule: messenger RNA, 1310 nt
Organism: Acanthoscelides obtectus
Lineage: Eukaryota; Metazoa; Arthropoda; Insecta; Coleoptera; Chrysomelidae
Source: the annotation of a GenBank genome assembly